AUGACUGCGUUGCUCCAACAGCUGCAGCAUGUACUGGCCACCUGGGACUCCGCCAGCGGUGCGGAGGAGCUGGGCGCGAUGGACCGCGACCGCAAGAGGGGAAGCAGCAAACACAAGCACCUCUUCAUGGCGUCCGUGGAGGCUGCGGUCGCCAACAGUAAUAAGGAACGCACUGUUGGUGAUUGCAUUGGUGGGGUAGGCAGUGAGGGCAACCGUGGGGUGGCGAGAAAGGCGAAGGGGCCGUACCCAUUAUGGCUGACAGAGCUGGAUCGCAAUUCGGACGAGGAGGAUGAUGAUGCUGCUGUGGAGCGGCGGAGUGUGUGCAAUGCACCAGACGCGGAAUUGCACGCGAUGAGUGCUUCGGACAGGUCUCUGAAUCCGUCGGCUUUGCGGCGACGGAUCACAAAGGUGGAGUUGGCGCGGGCGGCACUUGCACUCUUUACCUCCAAUUCCGGGAUCUAUCGGCCCAUUCUGCAGAAAACCCUGGGGUUUCUCUUUGGCCUCAUCGACGAAUUGCUGGAGAAGAAGGUGGAUUUCCCAAGCGGAGGCGGGGUCACGCAGAAUUGCUUGCCGCUGUGGAGUGCCACUGAAAAGGAGGAGGUGGCGACUGCACACGAGCGCAUGCGCAUGAUGGAGGUGCGUAUGGCAAAAUUAGUGGAUGAGGCUGCCAUGCAGCGCGACCACCUCAAGGCGGAGAUCGUGGCCUCCCAGGCGCGGGAGGCUAAGUUGGAGGGUCUGCUUAAGCAUCAAUUUGCCCUGUCCCACGCAAGGGAGAUUGCGGAUGAUCCUUCCAUAAUGCCUGGCGACGAUAAAAAUGAUGCGUGCUAUGUUAAGCAGUUAAUUGCACGCGCUGCAAACGAAAAGGCCGUUGAUGAGUUGCAGGGGGAAGUGGCGGCGCUGCAAAAGGGGCGGGAUGAACUGACUCGCCGACUUCAGGAACUUAUGACCUUGAAUGGGAAGUAUGCCCAGCAGUGUGUGGAGCUGGCUGCCCGCCUCUCGGUGCUCACGGAUCAUAACAUUGCCAACGCGGUGGCGUGUCAAAAGCAUGACAAUGAAAUUUUGGUUCAAACGCAUCGAAACGAGCGGUAUCAGCGGGAACUUCAAAUCACUCGCAAUGUUUUGAUGUCGGUCUUUAUGAACCGUCACCCUUUGCUUCAGAGCUGGUGGGACUCAUUCCGUGAGAAGCGACUUGAGAAGGCAGCGGAGGUGUUUCUCCAUAUUGACAAGGUCAUGAAGGAACAUUCUUCCGCGUUACAGGGCCCAGAAGGAGAUGCGACGAGCCCCCCGACCGCAGCAGAAUCUAAGGAAGACACUGAAUUGGAGAGGAAGCGUGAUUCUGGCACAAACAACAAAGAGUUCUUGGAGCCCAAUGUCGCUGCAAACAGCAAUACGCUGUGCCGCUUUUGGCUUUCAAGGGCAGGCAACAACCCAACGACCCCUGAACACUUACGUUCCUUUUCCAGCGUGGAGUAUGUUUGCGUUAAUCCACUUGUUGCAGAAAACAUUGUGUAUGCCAUUCUCUCUGAAUGGAGGCGGAAGGAGGAGGCAAAACCCUUGGAUGCCUUUACUCGCGACUAUGUGCUGCAGGCAUUUCACCGUAGCGGUCUCGACUCCCAUGCCCCCCAAGGGGCAUCGUUUCAACAUGGUGCCUUGGACAAGGCCAAUAAGCACCUUGCUGUGACCUACGCAAUAGACGCGGUUUCUCGUAGUCCUUGUUGUGGAUCGCUGACGCGUGCCUUUGGAUUAGUGGCAAGAGGGCAUGUAACCGCAAAUCUUUUUCGUAUGCUGGAAUUUGAUGUCGCCAUACUAAUUUCAAUCUGUCGUUUCUUGGAUAUAGAACGGGUUUCAACAGGUGAGCCGCAGGGUCUCAUACCCAUGGUUCAAUUUGCGAGCGUCCUAGUUGCCAUGUAUCCCUCCUAUCCCUUGUCUUGGCUACAGCAGUUGCUUGACGCGGCUCGAAAUGAUGCCGGGAAUCAAACGCAGUCGUUCGAGUUACUAAACUACAAUGUUAUUCUACCAGAACGUUUAUUCCUGUCUUCGGCAUCUUUUACCGUGGAGAACGGCGGCGCCUUAUGGAACACGCUCUUCAAGCACCUCUUGUAUGAAUUUAUCUGCGACGAUGUGGAGGACUCCUGGCAAACAAUAGAAGAUGUUUUUUGCACGUACUCCACUCGCGCAAGCGUUGUGAGCGAACAUCAACUUUUGUACGAGGCGAUAAACCACUUUGCCGCUGAGGAUGUAAAAUACUGGCUCCCCGCGAUUCGGGUGGCGCUUUCAUCUUGGGAUGAUCUACGAGCAGGUAAGGCUUCCCUGGUGCUAGAGCAUGUGCCGUGCGUGCCGGUGAUGGCAGUGGCCAAGUACUUACGCAGUAAGUUACUUAUUCGCCGUGGAACUCGUCCGGCGUCCUCUAAGGAAAAUAAUGCACUUCUUUCUGCACUACAAGAGAAGUGGAACAAAUUUUCUGGGGGCCACGGAGAGUUGGACUUUCGUCGCUACACCUGUCUGGUUGAAUCUCUGGAUGGGAGGCGCCACGCGGUAUGGGGUCCGGCCUCCAUGACGGCAAGUGGUAUUAUCCGCUACGCCGACCCGUCUGUUGACCUAUCGGUGGGGGCGUUACUGGCACGGCUGAAGGAGGGAAACAAGGCGGAAAAGUAG
This is a messenger RNA of Trypanosoma rangeli, 2655 nucleotides long. RefSeq lists its product as uncharacterized. The transcript has a single exon. Lineage: Eukaryota; Euglenozoa; Kinetoplastea; Trypanosomatida; Trypanosomatidae. Bases 1 to 2655 code for a protein of 884 amino acids. The record is from RefSeq and is a predicted model, not a curated record.